Paramecium tetraurelia is the source of this 162-nucleotide messenger RNA. RefSeq lists its product as uncharacterized. Lineage: Eukaryota; Ciliophora; Oligohymenophorea; Peniculida; Parameciidae. The transcript has a single exon. The record is from RefSeq and is a predicted model, not a curated record. Gene Ontology annotation, molecular function: protein kinase activity; ATP binding. Gene Ontology annotation, biological process: protein phosphorylation. Bases 1 to 162 code for a protein of 53 amino acids.
AUGCGAUUUGGUACUGUCUUUGCUGUGGAUAAAGCAAAAGUAAUGGAGUAUCUUGGAAGUAGGUAUUAUCGUGCCCCUGAAAUUAUUAUUGGUUACCCUUAUGAUACUAACAUUGAUGUAAUGGUAACAGCAGACAUAGUGCUUGAAUUGUUUACAUGGUGA